Messenger RNA from Acanthosepion pharaonis, 4050 nucleotides. The record is from the annotation of a GenBank genome assembly. Lineage: Eukaryota; Metazoa; Mollusca; Cephalopoda; Sepiida; Sepiidae.
AUGUCUUUCUGCAUUUUCUCUCCUUCUCUUGCUCAGCUGAUCUUCAGUUUCUUCUGCUCUUUCUCUUUUUCUCUGCUAGGAUUGCUUAGGUGGUCCAAAAUGGAACUUUUGGGGAGGAAUUUUAAUUACCUCUACAACGGAAUACCGACCCACUAUACGGUGAUGUUGCUUCUUUUGGAAAUUUUUACCUGGACUCAUUUUGUGGUGAAGAUGGCAUCAGAAUAUUGCCGGCAAAUACUCCGUGUUGUUGUGGCCCAAAUCUGCCAACACCUGGGUUGGCACUCCACACAUGCUACACCUCUUGAAGUCCUUACAGAUGUGCUGGAGCGAUACAUACUUGAUGUUAGCCGAACAACACAUCAGUAUGCUGAAAGAUAUGGAAGAACUGAAGUAAACUUGGAUGAUUUAGGCUUAGCCUUUCGUACUUUGGGUAUUAGCUUAUCAGAACUGGAUGAUUAUAUUAAACAUGUUGAGGCUUUGCCCUUUGGAAAAGAUGUAGCUGCAUUUCCUAAACCAAAGAAGUCAAAUCUCUGUUUCCCAAACCCAAAGAGUCGAGAAAUCUAUCAUCGAGAAGAACAUGUGUCUGACUACUUGCCAUACAUGUUUCCUGGAAUGGAAGAUGAAAUGGAAGUAGAAGAAGUUUCCCCAACACCCUCUGUCCCUGCUGCUUCUCAGCCUGGCAGCACAACUCCAGUGACAGUACCAAAUAAUCAAGAAAUAGGAACUCCAGAAAAUUUGGCUGAUACUAGCCCAGUUUUAAGAGGAGAAAAGAGGUCAUUGAACAGUCCUAGUGAUGGAGCACCUAUGUAUAAAAGACAAAGGUUAAGCAAUAAUAAUCUGCCAGAAGAAGCUGGACACUCUCAGUAUGAAAUGACCAGUGUGAAAAUGUCAGUAUCUGGGCUUCUGACACCUAUCAAAAGUCAAGGAAAAUUACCAGAUCCAUCUCCACCUGUAAUGUUUCCUCCUGUUGAGAAAAAGAAGGAACUUCCUCCAAAAGAUAUUCCUAAAAAAACAGAACCUGAGAAAGAUACCAAUACAUCCAAGAUUGAAGAUAAGGAGAAUAUUACAACCAAAAAACCCAAAGAAAAUGAUAUAACAAUCAAGAGGGCAGGCAUGAUGAACUCAAAAAACAAAGAGUUGACUCCUGUACUACCACCUCCUCCUCCUCCUCCUAAAGAAAGGAAGAAACCAGUUGCACGUAAAAAGAAAAAAGAUCAAAUUGCAAAGGUGGAAAAGAGCACAUUGGAGACUAUUGAUGAGUGCAUCAAUUCUGUCCUGCGUAAUAUGCGUGCUGCUUAUGAAUUAGAGAAACAGAAAGAGCAGCAAGAAGCCAUAGCUCGUGACACCAUUGCAGAAGAUGCAAUGGUAGCAGCAACCACUGCUGCUGUUGUAUCUGCUGCAGUGACAGAUACUGUGGUUAUUUCAAGCAUAUUUACCCCUACCAAACCUAGUCUAGCUAGUACUCCAACUCCAAAAAAGACAGACAAGAAGGGAGAUAAGAAACUUGAUAAGAAAUUAGAGAAAAAGAAACGGAAUUUGAUGAAAGAGAAGACAAAAAAAUUGAAAAUUAAAGCCCUAAAGCAAAAGGGCAAAGAGAAUGCUGAGGUAAGGGAGAAGCUUAAGGAGAAAAUUAAAUCAAAGUCUCAACGUCAGAACUCAUCCAGUUCAGAGAAGACACCGCCUGUUCGUCCGGAUAAGUUCACGGCUGAAGAAUGGAAAAUUUAUGAUUUUGAUGGCAGUCCUCCUGGAUCUCAUCCCAAUUCCCUACAUCAGCAUGAUUCCUCUCCUUUCAGUUCAUCCCCUCAUUCUAUUAGAUCUUGUGUUUCCCCAUCCAUGGAUUCUCUCACUCUUUUAUCCACUGCUGCCAGUGCUGCCUCAAAUGUCCCUAUGCAUUUACCACCCUCCAUGCCACUCUCCCUACCUCAAGCAUCCUUGUCUUCUCAAGAUUCAGAUAUCCCAUCUCAACUCAAAAUGAAAAUUGGUCUUGCAAAAGGAGGAAAAGGAAAAAUAAAAUCUAAAGUAAAGUCUAAGGAUAAAGAGCACAAAAAAGACAAAAAGGAUAAGAAGAAAGAUAAAGAAAAGAAAAAAAAGAAUAAGGAGAAGGAAGAAAAGAAGCAAAAAGAACGAUUGAAGGAAGAAAAAUAUCAGGCUGAGCAAAUCUCUACUCCCCUGUCUGUCCCACGACUUAAGCUAAAUAUCAAACUAGGAGGAAGCAUUCCUGUGGCUGUGACGCCAGAUACAGAUACAAGUAAGAAAAUACAGACAUCUGCUAUAUCAGUAACAGAACGUGCACCAUCAAAUACACCAACUAACAUUAAGCGUGACAUCCCGUCUUCACCUCUUCCACAUCGACCAGAGAUUCCUCGACUUGUCAUUAGAACUCCAGUUCCAGUGAUGUCUCCACCAGUGAUUCCUGCAAAAAAUGAAAAGUCAACUGCAAAAGUAACAAAACCCACACCAAAGGCUAAGGCAGCAUUAAAAAAGAAGCCAGUUGUAAAGAAGCCAGCUGUGAAAAGAGAGAAGCCAACACCCAAGAAGUCUGCAAAAGUCAUAGCCCCAGAGCCAGUUAAUGUGCCCUCAAUUUGUAAAAUAGAAGCCUUAAAUGCUCCACCCCAGAUACCUCAGUUUUUGCCCACUGUUUCUGCAAGUAAACAUUCAGAGAUUGGAAAUGUUAAUGUAGCUGAUAUGUUGAUGCCAGAAGCACUGUUGGCAGUUGUUAAACAAGAGAAAUUCUCUCCACCUAAGCCCUUCAUAAAAUCACAAAAAAUGACAGCUGCUGCACGGGAAAAAUUGACCCAGAAAGAAAAGCAGGUGCUUCUCAAAACUCAAACCUUGCCAGUUUCCACUGCAUUUGGUUUGAGAAAGACAGAAGAAAAAAUUAAUUUGAAGACUUCCAAGGUGAACCAAAAUAAAACAAAAGCUGCUAAAGCCACAAAAACUACAGCUAAAUUAACAGGGAAAAAUGAAAAGGUUUGCAUACGGGGUAAAAGUGAAAAAGCUACGGCAAAAGCAAAGGCUGAAAAGAUCAAAGCUGAAAAAGCAGCCCUAGAAAUGGCAGCAACUGCUUUGGCUAAGGUUGAAAAACCUGUCAUUAUGAAAGAUAGGCCUAUUAUGAAAGUAAAUAAACCUCCAAAUAAACUUGGUCGUCCACCAAAAAUUGAAAUCCCUCCAUCACCUCCUCCGACCAUUCCAUAUCCUUCAUCACCUCCUUGCAUACCUGCUUCUAUUGGUGGAACAUUACCUAUUGCUCAGCCAAUCGGUCACCAUCAUUUUACACCGCUUUUAGCCAAUAUACCAACUCCAGUACCUACCAUCCCUCAACCUUAUCCUAUUACAGUAUCAACUCCUAAAGCCAAUCAAGUUGUACCUAAAGUUGCUGUUACAGCAAAAUCUACUCCAAAAGGGAAAGGUGCUAGGGCACAUGCAAUAUCUUUGCCAAAGGCUCAGAAAUUGAAUUCUGCCAAAGCUCUAUUAGCUUCUGUAAAAGAGACACAAUCUGAUUCACAUGUAACAUGUCCCUCCAACUUAUUGACACCUAUGCCAUUAACGUCAUCACCAGCACUCUCAGAAAAGCUCAUGAUUCCAAAUAAGUCAUCUCCAAUUCCCAGUCCUCUAUCAUCACCCCUCCAUAUGAUUAGUGGUCUUCCGCCAGACAACUCCUUGAUUGCUCUGUCCAGAGACAUUGUUUCUGCAAAUAUACCAAUGGACUCCUCAGCUUCUUUUAGUUUACCUAUCAGUGAUAUAAUUGGAUCUAGUGAAAAUUCCAUGUCACUUGGAAAAAGACCAGUCCAACGAUCUGUAUUUGCAGAAACUGUUGGUACUUUUAUGGAUGAGAACGGUCAAAAAAUUUGGAUUUGCCCUGGCUGUAAACUGCCUGAUGAUGGCAGCCCAAUGAUUGGCUGUGAUGGAUGUGAUGACUGGUAUCAUUGGCCUUGUGUGAAUAUCCGUGAAGAGCCACCAUCCGAAGAACAGUGGUUUUGUCAAAAAUGUCUCGUCAAAACAAAGAAUAAACCUAAACGUAAACGAAGACGUAAAGCUAAAGCUUACUGA